Molecule: messenger RNA, 1736 nt
Organism: Drosophila gunungcola (fruit fly)
Lineage: Eukaryota; Metazoa; Arthropoda; Insecta; Diptera; Drosophilidae
Exons: 1
Coding region: 1074-1523 (149 amino acids)
Biological process (GO): post-chaperonin tubulin folding pathway; tubulin complex assembly
Cellular component (GO): cytosol; microtubule cytoskeleton
Molecular function (GO): beta-tubulin binding
Source: RefSeq, a predicted model, not a curated record
GAUUUGUUGUUGUUGUUGUUGUUGUUGUUGUUGUUGUUGUAGUAGUAGUUGUUGUUGUUGUAGUUAAAGUUGUGAUCGAGUAUAACAAAUUUCAUAUAACAGAUAAUGCAUGAGUGUCAAAAGAAUAGCAUUAGAGUAGAGGACAGAGAUGGACACACAUCGAUAGGCAGAAAGAGAGGCAGUGGGUACACAAAAAAACACAAAGAAAGAAAGAGAGAGAUAGAGAGAUGUACAAGUGUUCGAAGAGUUUUUCGAUGGGGUUAAAAAUUAAAUAAAAUUAAAAUAUCGCUGAGGUGCUCUCUUGAUAUUAGCUUUGUUACAGAACAAAGAACUCCAAAAAUAUUUAGAUAUAUUAUUCGAAUUAAAGCAGUCACACAUCAAAAUUAAAUGGAGCAAUGAUAAGGAUUAUAUGACAGCGAUUACGAUAGCUACUGCUCUAGGUAAUUCUCCCUUAGAGCAGGCACAUUUUAAAGUGGCAUCGGUUAAAUAGACAUGGAAAAGAGACUCUGGCCCUGAGUCAGUUUUUUUUUACAGGCGAAUUUAUAGCGUUUAUUGAAUCGGAACCGCUUAGCAGUGAUUAAACAUGAACACUGGUAAAGCAAUACACGUUUCUGAAAUUAUGGAAAUUCACUUAUCCCACAAACUUAUACUCCUUAAAACAGGAAAAGUUCAAUUGUAUAAAUUCCUAAUAAAAGUUUUACAAAUUGCAAUUUAUAUUUUUGUCCCUUUUAAUAUUUCUAGGAUAAAAUGGUAGGGUUUCCGUGAGUCCCUGCUCGGGCGCCACUAAAAUAAUUCGACAAAGAUAAAGUGGUAGUUUCAUUUUAUUCCUUCAAGUCUAUUUAAAGUUCUCUGAGUAUAGACCGCAAUAUGUUAAUUGGUGGUUAGCCAGUGUCUUUGUUCGGGCGCUACUUUAAAAACUCGACAAAAGUGGUUUGUUUUUUCUUUGAAACCCCAUUGAAAGAAAGCUUUGUGUGGCUAGUCAAAACACAAUAUAGUUUGUUUGUAAAGCAUAAUUCAGUAGCUGUCAUUAGUCUGAAGUCGUCGCAUACAUACAUAUAUUUAUAAGUAAAGCCAUGUACAGUCCCCACAUUGCCCUUCUAUCGGCCGUGCAGGCCAACGACUCCCGUCACCCGGCCAAGUUGCGUUUCCAGCGCCGCCCAUCGGAUACCACCCUUACGGAUCCGCGUGUGGAGCAGAUGAUCGUCUACCGGGCCGUGCUGGAGCACCUGCAGCAGCAGAAGGCCCACUUUGACCACGAACGGGAGCUGGAGCUGCAACGCCUGGAGCGCUUUCGCUGCGAGGGAGUUACCGAGCGGCGUCUGCAUGUGCAGGAGCAGGUGGUCAAGAAGGCCCAGGUCAUGGUGCCUGACAUCGUAUUCAAAAUGCGCAACGAAGUGGACAAGCUGAAUCGCUUCUUUGACGGCGACAAAGAGCAGGAGAUGCGCCAGCUGGACACUGCACUCUACGACCAUUGUCGCAAACUUCUCAAGAACUGUCAGCUCAUUCUGGACAAUAUACAUUAAGCCAUCAAGUCAAAUGUUGCCAUUCCCAUUAUCGUUUGGCAUGUGUCAAAUUAAAUUGUGCCAAAAAUCACAAUACGAAUGCAGCUUUAAUUGCCCUUAAAAACAGUCGAGGUAACACUUAAAAAUCCCAACAUUCUAAUGUUUGUGAAUUUCCAAAGUUCAGAAAAUUAGUUUUCGAAUGCAUCCAUAUAGUUUUAAGAUCAAGUUAUAUAC